AUGACCUGGUACGUUGUAAAAUUUGAUGAUGAGGACACAGUUGAAGCUGUACCUGACAUAUGCACAAAAAAAGCCAAUAAAGCUAAAAACACAAAUAAUCUCUCCUCUAAUAACGAAGAAUUGAAAAGGAAAUAUAGACGUAGGAGCACGAAAAAAAGCCAUCAUAAAGAAUCUGAAAAUGAAUAUGAAUUAUCCUCUGAAACCGAAGUAUCCUCGGAUGAUGUUAUAUAUCCUGUUCCAACUCCAAUAGAAAAAACUCAAUUAAGUGGGAUUAAUGUCACUGAUAAAAAUGAUCAGUUGAAAGCUUCUACCUCUGUUACUACGUCUAAUAAGUCUGAAAAUCUAUUUGCAACAUCACAGCAGCCUACUUCGACUCUUCAACAGAAUAAUGAAUAUCAAAAACGAGUUCUAAGAGAAUUACACAUUCUUAGUUUAAAAAUGGACGAUAUUGUUGAAAAUAUGAGUCUUUUAUUCAAAAGUAAAAGAAAUGAAUCGCAAGACUUAACUUCGCAUGAGGAAAUUCUAGAUAUCACACGAUCAUUUCCGGUAAAUGAAAAUUCUUUAGCUCUGUUAGAAAACUGGUUGAUAGACUCUGACAUAAGAAACUAUUG
Messenger RNA from Nylanderia fulva, 611 nucleotides. NCBI's taxonomy places the organism in Eukaryota, Metazoa, Arthropoda, Insecta, Hymenoptera, Formicidae. The record is from RefSeq and is a predicted model, not a curated record.